This is a messenger RNA of Oncorhynchus gorbuscha (pink salmon), 8570 nucleotides long. RefSeq names its product slit homolog 1 protein-like. Gene Ontology annotation, biological process: axon guidance; negative chemotaxis. The transcript is spliced from 37 exons. Gene Ontology annotation, molecular function: Roundabout binding; heparin binding; calcium ion binding. The record is from RefSeq and is a predicted model, not a curated record. The coding region runs from base 405 to 5084 and encodes 1559 amino acids. Lineage: Eukaryota; Metazoa; Chordata; Actinopteri; Salmoniformes; Salmonidae.
GAGAUAGGCUUUUCUUCAUUCUGCUCUAUCCCCAUUCCCCCUAGUCAGACAAGCAGAGCAGAGCGGGACAGAGAGAGAGAGAAGAGUCGUGAGCGAACGAGUGCAGAACAGAACAACUCCACAAAGAGAAGAGAGAGGUGGAUCGUUCCCUUUGCGAGAAAAAGAGAAGAAAAUCAAGCCUUUCAGAAUACAUUACCAACUGAGGACAUUACUUAUUUCUAGCCCUGUUUUAUGUUGUAACAGUGAGAUUUCUUUCUCGUUCUACAAGAGCCUACACACUGAUUGUAAAAAACUUGUAUUGUGUAGUAGGAAUUGGGGAUUUUUGCAGAGAGAAGGAGAAAGAAAGAGAAAAGGUUUUUUAGGAGUUAGGUUUUGAGAAGCAGGAGGCUGCAGUCGUGGAGAUCAUGCCCGGUAGAGGAGCUUGUUCUGGGGCAGGCGUGGGGAAGUUGCCUGGGUACUGGGUCUGUGUGCUGGUUCUCUGUGCCCUGGUGACAGGCUACGUCAGCGCGUGCCCUGCCCUGUGUACCUGCAGUGGCACCACGGUGGACUGCCAUGGGCUGGGCAUCAAAACCAUGCCCCGGAAUAUACCCCGCAACACCGAGAGACUGGAGCUGAAUGGGAAUAACCUCACACGCAUCACCAAGAGUGACUUUUCUGGACUCAAGUACCUCCGUGUGCUACAGUUGAUGGAGAAUCAGAUUGGAGCGAUAGAGCGUGGAGCGUUUGAUGACAUGAAGGAGCUGGAGAGACUGCGCCUGAAUAGGAACCAACUGCAGCAGCUUCCUGAACUUCUGUUUCAGAAGAACCCUGCACUUUCACGUCUAGAUCUGAGUGAGAACAACAUCCAGUCCAUCCCCAGGAAGGCUUUCAGAGGAGCGACAGACAUCAAGAACCUUCAGUUGGAUAAGAACCACAUUGGCUGCAUCGAGGACGGAGCCUUCAGAGCACUGAGGGGCCUGGAAGUACUGACUCUGAACAACAACAACAUCAGCAGCAUCCCAGUCUCCAGCUUCAACCACAUGCCAAAACUACGUACCUUCCGUCUCCACUCCAACAAUCUGCACUGUGACUGUCACCUCUCCUGGUUGGCCCAGUGGUUAAGACAAAGGCCUACAAUUGGUCUGUUCACUCAGUGUACAGCACCAGCCCCGCUUAGAGGACUCAACGUGGCCGAGAUACAGAAACAUGAGUUUACCUGUUCAGGUCACUCAGAGAGCUCCGGCUUGCAGCCCUGCAGCCUAGGAGGAGGUUCGUGCCCUGCCAUGUGUACCUGUAGUAACAAUAUUGUGGACUGCAGAGGAAAAGGCCUCACAGCUAUACCUGCCAACCUUCCUGACACCAUGGCUGAGAUUCGUCUGGAGCAGAAUGGGAUCAAGUCAGUUCCUCCUGGAACCUUCUCUCCCUACAAGAAGCUGCGCAGGAUAGAUCUCAGUAAUAACCAAAUAUCAGAAAUAGCUCCUGAUGCCUUCCAGGGCCUGAGAUCCCUCAACUCACUAGUCCUAUAUGGGAAUAAGAUCACGGAGCUGCCCAAAGGAGUGUUCGACGGACUAUAUGCCCUGCAACUACUGUUGUUGAAUGCCAAUAAGAUCCACUGUGUUCGGGCCAAUGCAUUCACAGACCUGCAGAAUCUCUCUCUACUGUCUCUGUAUGACAACAAGAUACAGACUGUGGCCAAGGGCACCUUCGCAUCCCUCAGAGCUAUACAGACGCUUCACCUGGCCCAGAACCCGUUUAUCUGUGACUGUAACCUGAAGUGGCUGGCAGACUACCUUCGCUCCAACCCAAUAGAGACCAGUGGUGCACGCUGUGCUAGCCCCAGACGACUGGCCAACAAACGCAUCGGGCAGAUCAAGAGCAAGAAGUUCCGCUGCUCUGCCAAGGAACAAUACUUCAUCCCUGGCACCGAGGACGUCCGUUUGAAUAAUGAGUGUAACAGUGAUCCAGUCUGUCCUCCUAAAUGCCGCUGUGAGUCCAACGUGGUGGACUGCUCCAACCUACGCCUCAAUAAGAUACCAGAACACAUCCCUUCCUCUACCACUGAACUUCGUCUGAACAACAAUGAUAUCAGCACACUGGAGGCUGUAGGGGUCUUCAAGACCCUCUCUCAGCUCAAAAAGAUUAACCUUAGCAACAAUAAGAUCACAGAGAUCGAAGAUGGGGUGUUCGAGGGGGCGGGGUCGGUCAAUGAGCUCCACCUCACAGCCAAUCAGCUGGACUCUGUCCGCAGUGGAAUGUUCAAGGGACUGGAGGGACUACGCAUGCUAAUGUUGAGGAACAACAAGAUCAGCUGUAUCCAUAACAACAGCUUCACUGGCUUGUACAACGUUCGCCUGCUGUCUCUCUAUGACAACCAGCUAACUACCAUCACCCCUGGAGCCUUCGACACCCUGCAAACACUGUCUACACUUAACCUCCUUGCUAACUCCUUCAACUGUGACUGUCGUCUGGCCUGGCUUGGUGAUUGGCUGAGAAGCAGGAAGAUCGUCACAGGCAACCCUCGAUGCCAGCGCCCCGCCUUCCUCAAGGAGAUCCCACUACAGGACGUGGCAGUGCCUGACUUCCGCUGUGAAGAGGGUGUGGAGGAGACAAGCUGUGUGCCCAGGCCUCAGUGUCCCAGUGAGUGUACUUGUUUGGAGACCGUGGUACGCUGCAGUAACAAACAUCUCCGUACAUUGCCCAAAGGCAUCCCCAGAAACGUCACCGAGCUGUAUCUAGACGGGAACCAGUUCAGUGUGGUGCCAAAGGAACUGUCUACCUUCAAAUACCUCCAGUUAGUAGACCUGAGUAACAACAAGGUCAACUCUCUAACCAACUCUUCAUUCUCCAACAUGAGUCAGCUCACCACACUGAUCCUGAGUUAUAACUCUCUGCGCUGCAUCCCCAGUCUGGCCUUUGGUGGACUACGUUCCCUUCGACUACUGUCUCUCCAUGGCAACGAGAUCUCCGAGCUUCCUGACGGCAUCUUCAGUGACGUGGCCUCUCUGUCUCACCUGGCAAUUGGUGCUAACCCUCUGUACUGUGACUGCCGUCUACGUUGGCUGUCUGAUUGGGUGAAGACGGGAUACAAGGAGCCUGGCAUCGCCCGUUGUGCCGGACCGACGGGCAUGGAGGGCAAGCUGCUGCUCACCACCCCUGCCAAGAAGUUUGAGUGCCAUGGUGAGGUGGACAGUGGCGUCCUGGCCAAGUGUAGCCCGUGUCUGUCCAGUCCGUGUGUCAACCAGGGGAUCUGUCACAGUGAUCUGGUGGAGAUUUACAGGUGCAGCUGUCCUCCUGGAUUCAAGGGUAGGAACUGUGAGACUGCUCUGAACGUCUGUGUCAGUAACCCCUGUGCCAAUGGGGGCACCUGCCAACUAAACGAGGAGGAGGAGGCAUACAGCUGUGCCUGUCCCCUUGGAUUUGAAGGCCCUACCUGCCAGACCAACAUGGAUGACUGUGAAGAUAACGACUGUGAAAACGGAGCUAACUGUAUAGAUGGUGUCAACAACUAUACCUGCCUCUGUCCUCCUUACUACACCGGGGAGAUGUGUGAGGAGAUGGAGGAUGUGUGUGCUCCAGGUGUCAGUCCGUGUCAACACCAGUCUACCUGUCUCAUCAGCUCUACUGGACCUCAGUGUGUGUGUUCUCCGGGCUACGUUGGUGAUGACUGCAGUGUGGACUAUGAUGACUGUGAGGAGAAUCGCUGUCAGAACGGAGCUCAGUGUGUCGACCAACUCAACGCAUACUCCUGCUCCUGCCCCGAUGGCUACAGUGGUCAGUUGUGUGAGAUGCCCUCCUCACCGCGGUCUCUAUGUGACCUGGCAGACUGCCAGAACGAUGCCCCGUGUGUGGAGCGGGCAGGCCGGGCACUGUGCCAGUGUCUCCCUGGGUUCGGCGGUCCUCGCUGUGAGAAGCUGGUCAGUGUGAACUUCGUAGACAGAGACUCCUACCUGCUGCUCUCUGACCUCAAGAACUGGCCCCAGGCUAACAUCACACUGCAGGUGUCGACAGCGGAGGACAACGGUAUCCUGCUGUAUAAUGGGGACAACGACCACAUCGCCGUGGAGCUGUUCCAGGGUCAUGUUAAGGUCAGCUACGACCCUGGCAGCCUGCCUGGACAUGCUAUCUACAGUACUGAGACGAUCAACGACGGUCAGUUCCACACGGUGGAGCUGGUGACCAUUGACCAGAUGGUGAACCUGUCCAUCGACGGGGGUCUCCCCACCACCAUGGACAGCCUGAGGGGGGUCCGGCCCCUCAACGGGGAGGCUCCGCUAUACGUGGGGGGUAGGGGCCCUCUCCAGAACACACCUACUUCCUCCUCCUCUGCUGCAGGUAUGCCCGUGGACGUCCACUCGGCAGCCUUCCGGCUCUGGCAGAUCCAGAAUGGCUCCAGUUUCCACGGCUGCAUCCAGAAUCUGUAUAUCAACAAUGAGCUGCAGGACUUCACUAAGACCCAGAUGAAGCCGGGCGUGGUGCCAGGCUGUGAACCUUGUAGGAAGAUCUACUGCCUACAUGGUAUCUGCCAGCCGGACGGGGCACAGGGACCAGUCUGCCACUGCCAGCCGGGCUGGAACGGACCACACUGUGACCAGCCGGCCACCAACCCAUGCCAGGGCAGCAAGUGUGUGCAUGGCAAGUGUAUUCCCCUGGACCUGCAGUCAUACCGCUGUGAGUGUGUGGAGGGUUACCGUGGUGCCCUGUGUAACCAGCAGGGGGAACUGUUUAACCCCUGCCGCAGCCACAACUGUAAACACGGGCGCUGCCAGAUCUCUGAUACAGGAGAGGCCUACUGCCACUGUGAGGCCGGAUACACCGGAGAGCUCUGUGAUGCAGACCAAGAGGUAAUCCAGCCUAAACCAACUACAGAGUCAGAGUGUCGGGGGGAGCCCGUGAGGGACUUCUACCAGGUGCAGCGUGGGUACACCAUCUGUCAGACCACACGCAUGGUCUCCUGGGUAGAGUGCUCCGGCGCCUGCGACACAGGUGCCUGCUGUGCCAGCCAGCGAAUGAAACGCCGGAAAUACACCUUUGAGUGCAGCGAUGGAACCUCGUUCAGCGAGGAAGUGGAGAAGACCAUCAAGUGUGGCUGCGUGGGCUGCAUGUAGUAGCACGCUUCACACAAACCUGCUACCGCCACCACCAAGUGCACCAGAGCGAGAGAGAGAAAGAGAGAGAGAGAGAGAGAGAGAGAGAGAGAGAGAGAGAGAGAGAGAGAGAGAGAGAGAGAGAGAGAGAGAGAGAGAGAAGGAAGAAGGAAGAAGUAAGAGAACCAGAGAGUAUAAAGAAAUAUAUAUAAAAACCUCUAUCUAUAUAUUAUGGACAACAAUGUUUAUAAAAUAGGACAUUUCCUCCCCUUCCAUGGCUGUGUGACGUACAGAAACACAGAGAAAACAAACACCAUCAACAACAACAUGGAAAAGUGUGAACAACAACAACCAAACCAUUGUAUCUGCAACAUUGUUUUGAAGAGUUCUAGAGAUGCAAAGGUGUUGCAUUCAGAGCCAGACAUCAACCAGCCCCUCAUACACACCUGGUCUAAACCUCUGGCCCCUUGGCUCAUCCAUCCAUUAGGCCUCAGAUAGCCUAAGCACCAUCUGCUUUCUUUGCUUCCCGAAGGCUGUAUGUGUAAUAUGACGUCCGGUCUGGUCGGGGUGGCAGGACGGAAGAGGUACAGAGAUGUAAAAAAAAAAAAAAAAAAAUGACAGAGGGAGGAUAGUAGAGUUGGGUUGUAGUUAAGUUUGGUUAGGCAGGGCAGGACUGGGCUGAGCAGGAGUUGGGCUGGAACUGGACUGUAGCUGGUGUGGGCUGGUAUAAGCUUGCCUGGACUGUAAAUGAGUUGAGCCGGGUUAGGUCAGGUUUAGAUGGGCCAGAUUGUAGUUGAGCUGUGCUGAGCAGAGCUGGGGUUAGGUCGGGCUAUAUCUGGGCCGAUUUCUUAUUGGACUCUAUCCUGGAGUUUUUAGAACAAGAGAUGUCCAUUCUUUUCAUUACUGAUAAGACCACUGCACUGAAUACCAGCACUGAGAAUCACAGUCAUUUGCCCUUCACAGCACAUACACACAACAUGCACGCAUGCACCACACUAGAGGACAUUCUUGUCUGAGCAGAAGGGUCGUUCCAUUAGAAGCAGUCAGAAGGGGCUGUCUGAUACACAUUGUGAGGCAGGUAGACCUUCCAUUCCCCUACAGUAGGCUAUAAGCUAUACCCCCACCUGGAGCAGGCAGUACCCGGUGGAGACCAAUCCCCCAGCAUGCAUUGCCUCAGGAUGAUUUGCAUAAGCCCUCCCCCUUUGAGCAGGAGGAUGAUUAGGCCCCUCCCCUCAAUGCCUGCAGUAUUAAAUGUGUGCAAACUUGCAUGUGAGAAGUUUGCAAAUUGAUAUGUAGAGCUUUUUAUUAUGUUUAUUAUUACGGAACAAAAAGGUUCAGAAUAUUUGUUUUGUUACGUCUAAUUUCAAUUAUUUGUUUUGCAUUGUUUUGUUUUUAUUUGUUAUUAUAUUUUGUUUUCUGAUGUAACCUAACACCUUUAGCCCUCUCUUUAUACAGAAAUGCCUAACAGAUUCUAAUAUAUAUAUUUGUAUUUCAUUUUGGUAUAGUAUUUUUAUAUGUUAAAGAGUAAAUCUUUGUUUUCUGGAAGCUUCUAUUGGAACAGGCAGGAUGGCAUUUGAUUGGUUCCCGAGCUGUUUUUAUUUGGUUAUUUCACUUGCUCAAACAAGGUAGUUUGUAAUUGUCCAAAACAAGGUAGUGAAUGGUUGGCCUUGUUGUGUAGGCAGCAGUAUUGAUGUAGAAACAUGUUUAAUAUUGUAUAUGUUGUCUUCCAUGUGAAUAUGACAUCUAAUUCAUUUGAAAGUCUGUGUGCUGUUUGUUUUAUUUUUUAUUUAUUUUAUCUUAAAGCUUUUUCCUGUAGAGUAUAAAAGGCAUAAUAAUUGUUGCUGAUUUUCAAAAAAUAAAAAUAAAUAAAAAAGUUAAAAUAAAAACUAGUGUAACAAAAAAAAGCUGUAAGGUAUUUGUGACAUCACUUAAUAGCCAGUUAUGACAGUAUUUUUUCCCCUCUGGCUCAGACACAUUCCUCAUUGGCUGUUGAGCCCGAGUGGGUGGAGUUAAAAUGCAAAUGAGUGAGAUGCCCCUCCCACUCUGAAAUACAUUUUUCCUGUAUUUACUAUACCAUACUCUGAAAUAUUGUGAAAGGGUUCGGAUUGUCUUGUGUUGAUUUUGUUUAAGUAUUAGGCUGAAUUCCUGUCAUUUUAAAUUGGGGACAUUUUCCGUGGUAGAAGUAAUUAUAAGAUUUUAGUGAAAGUCACAGUCGACUGAAAUCAAGCUGCUGUAGGAAGCUUACUUAUUGUGGAUGUUCACAAAGAUGGUGUCUACAUUUUACCUGCAUUAAAUUGGUGCUGCCAUCUUAUCAUUGUACUGUGGUGGGAGGUGAAAAGAUGGUGAGGCCAUGGGCUGAAUGACAGCAAACUGUAGACCUGCCAUCUUUCUGUAUGUUUGCCAUUGGAUCCACUUACCGCAAUCCUAUUUUAACAUGCAGAUAAUGCCUGGAUUCAAUCCUAUUUUAACAUGCACAGAUAAUGCCUGGAUUCAAUCUGUAUCGCUGAACUUCAGCGUUAUAAGGUGAUUGAAAUUUAAAGGCAAUGUUCCCGCGCUAGCAGAGACUGCAUUCGCGGUAAAUUAAUUUAGCCCUAGAUGUCCAUUCUGACUGGCUAUAGAACACAAAUCAGAGAUGAAAAGGUGCCAAUCGCAGAGUAGAACAGUCCAACCUGAAUGUAUAAAUGUGUAUAAACAUGAAUUGAGCUCACUCCUGAAGCGGUAUGGUUCAGCUGUUAUCCUCUUUGUUUUCUAAGUGGGAGACCUACAGGACGGGUUUCCUGCGGAGUAGGAUGAAGUUGCCCCUAGACACAGUUCUGUGGUCAGUUUGGUGGUUUUCCCCACUAAUGAUUAAGGAAAAGCUUUGGGGACGGAAAGCUGAUCCUAGAUCUAUGCUUAAGAACAACUUGUACCCAGAGUGUCCUGUUGCAGUGGACUCCUUGUUUGCCCCGAUGUUAACCUUGUCUUAUAUAUAUCCCUGAGGUUAUCCCUUAUGGUGUCCACAUUGUAUGAUAUUGAUGAACUGUCAUCUCAUCCUUUAGCUUAACGUUUAGCUCUAUGCCUCGCAGAUUUCAACAUGAGUUUAUCACAGCUCUCACAAAAAGGACUUUCAUACUUGCAAACAUGGAUAUUGAUCAUUGCAAUUCAGCCGGAUUCCAUUCAUUCUAGGGUGAAACCUGUAAAGACUCAUCCACCAUCCUCGAGAGAGAACUGUACUCCGUAUCAUGUCAUUGUGAAAGACGCAGUGUCUCUGUUGUAUUGAACUGGUAAAAAAAAGAACAAACAGAACAAAAACUAUACUAAUUCUCUGGUCUGUUUCCUACAGAUGUGCUACUUCUGUUGCUUUGGUUGUGUUCCGUCGCAGGUGUGAUGGUGGGAUUGAACUGAAGUCCCAGUGAUGCUGAAUGUAUGUAGUAUCUAUCGAUCUAUCUUUAUCUAUCGCCACCGACAAAAUGUUUACUGAACCUCCUCCACUUUUCAUUCAUUAAACUUUAAUGUGUGUGCUUUUAA